Messenger RNA from Rotaria sp. Silwood1, 657 nucleotides. The record is from the annotation of a GenBank genome assembly. Lineage: Eukaryota; Metazoa; Rotifera; Eurotatoria; Philodinida; Philodinidae.
AUGAACGAAUGGAAACGAUACUUUGAAGAAUUACUCAACGUCAAGUCAAAUACAUCUCCAACUACACAAACAAUUCCACCAGCCGACAAAGAUCUUCCAAUCAACACGGGUCCAAUUUCGAUCGCUGAAGUACAACAAGCAAUCAAACAGCUAAAAAACGGAAAAUCUCCCGGACUCGAUCACAUCAUAACACCAGAAGUACUCAAGCAUUAUGGAAUACCAAUGAAAAUGAUCAACGCAAUUCAAACUAUAUACAACAACUCACGAAGUGCAGUUCUGGUGGAUGGUCAACUCACAGAAGAAUUCGACGUCACUACCGGUGUUUUACAAGGUGAUACAUUGGCACCAUUCCUCUUCAUUAUUGUAAUCGAUUACGUCAUGAAAAAUGCGGAAACACAACACACAAAUGAACAAGGUGAACAUGGAUUUGUAACAAAUCAACGACAAUCAAAACGACAACCAGCAACAACAAUUCACGAUCUAGCCUUUGCUGAUGAUAUCGCUCUGUUCGAAAGUAACUUCGACAGAGCACAAACACAAUUGAUCACAACAAUGAAUUGGGCCGAUAAAGCAGGCUUACAAGUUGGAUGUUUAGAAGAUAUUUAUGUUCUUUCAAAUGUUUUAAGACCAACAACAAUUCGACCAAUUUUUUCAUAA